CGUCAGACCGGUGUGGCUGUGCUGUUGGUGUGGACUGACUGCGCGGCAGGUCAGGGCGCAUGCUUGGUAUUGUCUGUAGGCUACUGACAGCGCUGCUUGGUAUUGGCUGUAGGUUACUGACAGCGCUACGCACUGUCUAGAUCUCAUCAGCAGCCUGAAGUUUGUAGCGGACUGAUGGUGCGAGACUUGCGCACUGCUUUUUAUCACCGCUUUGCUAUUCGCAUUUAUCCAUAGAGACCCUUAGACUUUAGCGUUUGCUGGGGGGAGUUUACGCAGCUGCAACUUUGGACUGAUCUGGUCAAUUUGGGAUGGAAUCGAACGGUAAAGCAGAAAAGCAUGGGUUAGAGAGAGAUGCGGACCUCCAGUUGUUGCUGGUGGGGGGAGAGCUGCUGAAGGUACGGUCCUCCUCCUGGAAGAAGAACCGCUUCUACAAGCUGCAGGAGGACUGUACAACCAUGUGGCACGAGUCACACAGGACAUUCAAGCGCAACCAGACCUUCUCCAUUGAUGAGAUAGACUCUGUGCGUAAGGGCCGUCAGUCGGAGGGUCUUCAGAAGCACACAGAUGCCCAGGUUGAGGACCGGUGUUUCUCCAUCGUCUUUAAGGGCCGCAGGAGGAACCUGGACCUGGUGGCGACCUCGGCAGAGGAGGCUAGGCAGUGGGUCAAUGGUCUGGAGAAGAUCAUCUCUAACAUGAGGAAACUCAACAGCCAGCAGACGAGCGAGCACUGGAUCUUCAACUGUAUGAGGAAAGCAGACAAGAACAAGGACAACAAGAUGACCCUGAAGGAGCUGAAACACUUCCUCCGCCAGAUCAACAUCGAGGUGGACGACAUGUACGCUGAAGUGCUGUUUGCAAAAUGUGACAAGUCUAACUCGGGCUCCCUGGAAGGUCCUGAGAUCAAACACUUCUAUGACCUGCUGAUAUACCGCGAGGAGAUCGAUGUGAUCUAUGGGAAGUACGCCACUACAGGGGAGCAGAUGAGUGUCAAAGACCUGCUCAACUUCCUGCUGAACGAGCAGCGUGAGGUGGCCACAAUGGAGGACGCUGUAAGACUCAUAGAGAGAUACGAGCUGGACGAUUCAGCAAAGCAGAAGAAUCUCAUGACCAAAGAUGGCUUCCUGAUGUACCUGCACCAGGAGGAGGGGUCUAUCUUCAAUCCCGCCCACAAGGAGGUGUUCCAGGAUAUGAGCCAGCCAAUCAACCACUACUUCAUCAGCUCCUCCCACAACACCUACCUGAUGGAAGACCAGCUCAAAGGCCACAGCAGCACAGAGGCCUACAUCAAGGCCCUGAUGAAGAGUUGUCGCUGUGUGGAGUUAGACUGUUGGGACGGGGCCCAUGGAGAGCCAAUCAUCUACCACGGCCACACCCUCACCUCCAAGGUCCUGUUUAAAGACGUCAUCAAGGCCAUCAAGGAGUAUGCCUUCAAGACAUCAGAGUACCCAGUGAUCCUGUCCCUGGAGAACCACUGUACACUGGAUCAGCAGAAACUGAUGGCCCAGCACAUGAUCUCCAUCCUGGGCAGCGCCCUGCUCACCUCCCCCCUGGAGGACCAGAUGCCCACUGCCUUCCCCUCACCCCAGGACUUGAAGGGUCGGUUCAUCAUCAAGGGGAAACGUCUGAACAAGCUGGAUGCCUUCUUCAGCAAUACUAGUCCUGGAGUAGAGGAAGACUGUGUCUCCGAGGAGGACGAGGCUGCAGAGACCAGCAACUCCAAGACAGAUUCCAACGGACAGAAGGCCAAAGCCAAGAAGUCAAAGAUCAAGCUGGCCAAGCAGCUGUCUGACCUGGUGAUCUACUGUAAGAGUGUCCACUUCUCAGGGUUUGAGCACGCUAAAGACAACCAGGCCUUCUAUGAGAUGUCCUCCUUUAAAGAGAGCAAGGCUGUUAACCUGGCUGAGACAGCAGUGAACGCCUUUAUCCACCACAACAUGACCAAGCUGAGCCGUAUCUACCCAGCUGGCUCCAGAACAGACUCCUCCAACUACAACCCAGUUCCCCUGUGGAACGCAGGCUGUCAGAUAGUGGCGCUGAACUUCCAGACUCCCUCUAAGGAGAUGGACCUGAACCAGGGCCGGUUCCGGUCCAACGGGCUGAGUGGAUACGUCCUGAAGCCUGACUUCCAGAGAUACCCUGGGACAGAGUUUGACCCAACGACCCUCACCAAGGGACCCUGGUUCAAACGCAAGACCUUCCACAUCAUGGUGAUCUCAGCCCAGCAGCUGCCCAAGCUAAACAAGGACAAGUGUAAAUCCAUCGUGGACCCGCUGGUUAAAGUGGAGAUCUACGGUGUUCCAGCUGACACGUGCAGCAAGGAGACACGCUCCAUCGAGAACAACGGUUUUAACCCCAUGUGGAAUGAGACGUUCCAGUUUGACAUCCAGGUACCAGAGCUGGCCCUGGUCCGCUUCCUGGUUGAAGACUAUGACUCCACCUCACAGAACGACCUAAUUGGACAGUACUGCCUGCCACUCACCAGUCUACAGAACGGUUACCGCCACGUCCCUCUUCUCACCAAGCAUGGUGAUGUCAUCCCCUCAGCCGGCCUGUUUGUUCACCUCAUGCUGCUGGAUGCCAAAUAGACCCCGUCCACUUCACACGGACCCCACCAACAUCAAGCUAACCCCUCCCACAUACUACUGACUCCUGCAACAUAAAACAGACCCCUCCCACACCACUAAGGACUCCGCCGACAUUGUAAUGUCUCUUCUCACAACAAAAUGACUACUCCCACAUCAAAGUAACUCCUCCCACAUCACACAGACCCCUGAAAAGUGUGUUUUUGCAUCUAUGCGGUAGGUGGGUCUGACAUGCUAAGUUGCUUUUUUGUAUGUGAAUGAUACAAGCAAGUAAAGGAUCCUAUUGAAAGUAGGUAAUAUGUCCCUAGUCCUAUAGAGUGUAGUUAGUAUGUUGCUGGCGCAAUAGAGGGUAGUUAUUAUGUUAGGGGUCCUAUAGAGGGUAGUUAUUAUGUUAGGGGUCCUAUAGAGGGUAGUUAGUAUGUUACUUGUCCUAUAGGGAGAGGGCCGUUAGUAUGUUGCUGGUCCUAUAGAGAGUAGGUAGUAUGUUGCUGGUCCUAUAGAGAGUAGUUAGUAUGUUGCUGGUCCCAUAGAGAGUAGUUAGUGUGUUGCUGGUCCUAUAGAGGGUAGUUAGCAUGUUGCUGGUCAUAUAGAGAGUAGUUAGUAUGUUGCUGGUCCUAUAGAGGGUGGUUAGUAUGUUGCUGGUCCUAUAGAGGGUAGUUAGCAUGUUGCUGGUACUAUAGAGGGUAGUUAGUGUAUUGCUGGUCCUAUAGAGAGUAGUUAGCAUGUUGCUGGUACUAUAGAGAGUAGUUAGUAUAUUGCUGGUCCUAUAGAGGGUAGUUAGCAUGUUGCUGGUCCUAUAGAGGGUAGUUAACAUGUUGCUGGCCCUAUAUAGGGUAGUUAAUGUGUUGCUGGUACUAUAGAGAGUAGUUAGCAUGUUGCUGGUCCUAUAGAGGGUAGUUAACAUGUUGAUGGUCCUAUACAGGGUAGGUAACAUGUUUCUGGUCCUAUAGAGGGCAGUUAGCAUGUUGCUGGUCCUAUAGAGGGUAGUUAACAUGUUGCUGGUCCUAUAGAGGAUAGUUAACAUGUUGCUGGUCGUAUAGAGGGUAGUUAACAUGUUGCUGGUCCUAUAGAGGGUAGUUAACAUGUUGCUGGUCCUAUAGAGGGUAGUUAACAUGUUGCUGGUCCUAUAGAGGGUAGAUAACGUGUUGCUGGUCCUAUAGAGAGUAGUUAGCAUAUUGCUGGUACUAUAAAGAGUAGUUAGUAUGUUGCUGGUACUAUAGAGAGUAGUUAGCAUGUUGCUGGUACUAUAGAGAGUAGUUAACAUGCUGCUGGUCCUAUAGAGGGUAGUUAACAUGUUGCUGGUCCUAUAGAGGGUAGAUAACGUGUUGCUGGUCCUAUAGAGAGUAGUUAGCAUAUUGCUGGUACUAUAAAGAGUAGUUAGUAUGUUGCUGGUACUAUAGAGAGUAGUUAGCAUGUUGCUGGUACUAUAGAGAGUAGUUAGUAUGUUGCUGGUCCUAUAGAGAGUAGUUAGCAUGUUGCUGGUACUAUAGAGGGUAGUUAGUGUGUUGAGGGUAGUUAACAUGUUACUGGUCCUGUAGAGGGUAGUUAACAUGUUGCUGGUCCUAUAGAGGGUAGUUAACAUGUUGCUGGUCCUAUAGAGGGUAGUUAGCAUGUUGCUGGUCCUAUGGAGGGUAGUUAGCAUGUUGCUGGUCCUAUGGAGGGUAGUUAUCAUUCCUCCAGUCAUGCGUUGAGGUGAUUUCAAGAGCUAUAGAAGUAUUACUGACGUCUACUAGUGCUUUUCAAUCAGAGACUAAAGGGAAUCAGGUAGACAGUAUGGUCUAGUAUAGUAUGUUGCUGGUCCUAUAGAGGGUAGUUAGCAUGUUGCUGGUCCUAUAGAGGGUAGUUAACAUGUCUACUAGUGCUUUUCAGAGACUAAAGGGAAUCAGGUAGACAGUAUGGUCUAGUAUAGUGUGUUGCUGGUCCUAUAGAUGGUAGUUAGCAUGUUGCUGGUCCUAUACAGGGUAGGAAUCAGGUGGACAAAACCAUCUAUGGAUUGUAAAAAAAGAAAAGAAAAGCACACUUGAUGCUUUAAAAAAAAAUAUGACUAAAACGUUCUUAAAGUUCAUCUGUUUUUUAUUUUAUAGGAAAGUUUUGCUUCCUAACUGUUAGCAUGACACAAUAUCACUGUUUCAUUCUGCUGUUAUUACAUGUUACUUUAACCCUCCUUUUCUCUUCAAACAACAAAAACAUUAUGUUUCAAUUGUACAAACAGCAUUGUGUCUUUAUAAAACGUGAUUUUGUUGCAAAAUGACAAUGUUUAAAAAAAAUGUUUAAAAAAAAUGUUUUACAUUAUUAUUCUGCUAUCAAUAAUCAGCCAAAUAAACAGCAAUGGACACAUUAGGAAUACUUUGUCAGCACACGUCCAUAUAACAUGAUAA
Messenger RNA from Oncorhynchus masou masou (cherry salmon), 4960 nucleotides. It is a transcript of the gene plcd1a, whose product is annotated as phospholipase C, delta 1a. Gene Ontology annotation, molecular function: calcium ion binding; phosphatidylinositol-4,5-bisphosphate phospholipase C activity. The record is from RefSeq and is a predicted model, not a curated record. The transcript has 15 exons. Gene Ontology annotation, biological process: lipid metabolic process; release of sequestered calcium ion into cytosol; phosphatidylinositol-mediated signaling. Bases 309 to 2585 code for a protein of 758 amino acids. Lineage: Eukaryota; Metazoa; Chordata; Actinopteri; Salmoniformes; Salmonidae.